Tuber aestivum (summer truffle) is the source of this 2418-nucleotide messenger RNA. Lineage: Eukaryota; Fungi; Ascomycota; Pezizomycetes; Pezizales; Tuberaceae. The record is from the annotation of a GenBank genome assembly.
GGGAACAUGAUUCGGCAAGACGGGCAGCGGGCUUCUCGGGCGACUGUUGCUCUGUUCCACUUUUGGCAGAGUAGAAACAGAAAAAUUCCGAGCCAACGCUUGUUUGUUCAUUCCGCAUCAGAUGCCAACUUACUUAUAUAAGCAAGAAGCCCCUCCAUGCACCUCGUCCAAUUUUUCAUUUUUCCUUGACCCACCAAGAUUUCCCCCCCACCAUCCAUUCCGCAGCAGCAAACCUCAUCCGAACUCUCAUCGAAACAAGUGUUCGCAAUGUUUUACGCUCGAGUUGUCCCUCGCUUCUGGCGAGCCCCUUCCGCUAGAGUUUUCCUCUCCCGUUCAAUUUCUACUGUCAGGCCCCAGGCCUCGGUUUUCCGGCCUGCUUUGGCCGCGAGGCACCCUCGGCUUGCUGCUCGGUUUUCCACUACAUUUUCUCGUGCCGAGAAAUUGGGGCAAGGUAUGGAUUGCGAUUUGCCUUUGGCCCGGUAGCCUUCUGGGCGGAAUUAUCUCACUAACUCAUAACCGCAGUUGACGAGGAAUUGGCGUUAAAACUCCAGACCGAGAUUGACCUCGAAAAGUCAAAAGAGGAUGAAGCAGAGUACCCAUUGAGUGUAAAGGAAUAUCUGGAAACUAGUCAAUUUGAGGUGUCUUUCCUCCCCCGCUCCCCAUUACUUCUCGGGUCUGACAAAUUUCUCCCUAGGUUAUCGAUAAGCCAGGCGAGCAAGAUGUCCAGCUCGUCCGCAAGUUCGGAGAUGAGACGUGGGUCUCCCGCCUCCACCUUAUCUCUACGGAGUGAUCCUUUAUUGACUAUGCGCCAGCAUCCGUGUUGAAUUCUCUAUCUCCGAUCUCACUAGCGUUACGAACGAGGGACUCAAUGAGGAUGCUCUCUACGAUGAACCGUCGGAAGAGGGUGACCCCGGCACAUCGCCUUCACAUCCCAGGGGUGCGCAAUCCAGGGCUGCCCGAGGUGAGGGAAGGACCCCAGCAACUAGUGAUUUGGACGACGACGAAUACGACGAUGAGCCAGAACCAGGUUUCCCGGCGCGAGUGAACGUUACGAUUGAGAAGGUCGAUAUGAUAAAUUUCUUUUGAACUAGGUUACGCAUACUGACUCUUCCGACAGCGAAACUCGGGUGUACUCCAAAUUGAAGCUAUUGCUCAGGAUGGAAUGGUUGUCAUUGACAACGUAUUUUACCACAAGUCUGGCAAACUUGCCACUGCUCGAACUGCUGAGGCCGAUUGGGAGAGGAGGGCUGUCUAUGCUGGCCCUCCGUUUGGUAACUUGGAUGAGGAUCUGCAAGUGUUGCUGGAGAGAUAUCUUGAUGAGAGAGGAAUCAACACCGCCUUGGCGCUCUUUGUUCCCGACUACAUUGACUACAAGGAGCAGAGGGAAUAUGUUCAGUGGCUAGAGAGUAAGUUUGAUUUAUUACGGGUGAUAUUAUGUAUGACGGAGAGCUGACAUGCCCCUUUAGACGUUAACAGUUUCGUUACGAAAUAAGGGCUUCCAGGCUUUCCAGAACUAAUUGUAUAGUAGCCACCACAAAAGUGAUGAGAAAAUGCUUCACUUGUUACUCCUCUCCGUGCCCGUGAUCGGGAAAAUAGAACAGAAUAUUUUAAUUUGUGGCAAAAAUAUGAUUGGACCAGUAUUGUUUGUUGAAUCGGGACUAUUAACAUGAGGGUCAUUCCAUACUAGGGGCACAAUAGGUAUCCAGAAGGUGCGGGGUCUUAAGCGGUUUCUUCGUUGGCCGCUCUCGGCCCGAUGCCCAAGGAAAGCCCUCUGGCCAGACUUGCCCAGUUGAGGCCUUUGAGCUCUGGCUCGUUCUGAUAGCGAGCGGAUCUUGCGGCUGCCAAAGCAUCAUCCAGUUGCCCUUGAUGCAUCUGCUUAAUUAUCAACGUAUCCUGGGCAGCCGGAAGAUUGGAGUGGCGGAUGUGAUCCUCAAAUAUCUGUUGCUCUUUGGGGGUGAAUGGCAGGUUGAUAAGUUUUAAAGCAUUGACUUCUUUGCGAACUGUGAGGCAAUGAUCGAUGAGACUGGUGAACAGCUCAUGCUGUAGGGAUUCCGGGACCGUUCGUUGGUAGAGAAAGGCUGAUUCAAUGGAGGUAGCAUUGAGAGCGGCGAAGUAAUCUCUUAUUGAGUCAUCUGUGUUUAGUUUUGUCUGUGUCGCUUGAACGAAAGUGGUAGCGAGCCUUGGACCCAGAGUAGGGCCAGCAUGAUGGAUGAGGGCGGAAAGUAUCUUGUGAGGAUUGGUGGGAGUAACGGCUGGCUCAGCCAAGAGCAUGGUAGCUUCCUGCAAUGUGAUUGUGAGAGCCAGGCACUUGUGACGGGCGAAGGAGGGGAGCAUACCUCGAACCUGAAAUUAUCCAAAGCCCAGAGACCAUCCAUCAGGCUACAAAAGUUUGGCUGGACAAGAGCCUUCCGAGCGUAG